Haliotis rubra (blacklip abalone) is the source of this 4335-nucleotide messenger RNA. RefSeq names its product sodium- and chloride-dependent glycine transporter 2-like. The record is from RefSeq and is a predicted model, not a curated record. The transcript is spliced from 16 exons. Gene Ontology annotation, biological process: sodium ion transmembrane transport. Lineage: Eukaryota; Metazoa; Mollusca; Gastropoda; Lepetellida; Haliotidae. Bases 327 to 2237 code for a protein of 636 amino acids. Gene Ontology annotation, cellular component: membrane.
CGAUGCUGCAAUAGAUACCCCACACAUAGCGUCGCGUAAAUGAGAACGGUUAACUUGAACAUCCUCAGUCUUUUCAACAUACAACAUCCGUGACUCCUCUUGCCUUGAUCCAACUUGUAAGGGACAUCAACUAAACUGUUACCAAUGGCAAUCUGCUCGUAUAUUUCCGUUGUUCAAAGAAUACUACGUCACUCAACUUCGAGGUAAUUGUGGUGGCCGCUACACAGUCACGUGAUAUCAGCACGCGUUGACAAGAUAAGCACCUCCACUUUCAACAUAAACACACCUGUACUGGAUAAGGACAUCAAAGUUUGAAAGUUAUCACAAUGAGCAAGGAGGAACCAGCUGAACGAGCGCAAUGGGGGCGACAGCUAGAAUUCAUCUUUACUUUGAUUGGGUACGCUGUAGGCCUUGGCAACAUAUGGCGAUUCCCAUAUUUGUGUUAUAAAAAUGGAGGAGGAGCCUUCCUUAUCCCCUACAUAAUAUGUCUGAUUUUCAUCGGCAUUCCUAUCUUCGGUCUGGAGGUUGCCUUCGGACAGUUUGGUGGGAAAGGACCAAUAAGCAUUUGGUAUAUAAACCCAGCCAUGAAAGGUAUUGGUUAUGCUGGAGUGUUGGUGUCGGUGGUCAUCAGCAUCUACUACGACGUCAUCAUUGCCUGGGGGCUUUACUAUUUCUUUGCCUCCAUGACGGAUGAGGUGCCUUGGUCUAAGUGUUCGCAGUGCGAAUGCCUUAAUUUCGGGAAGAAUGUCACACCAGGUUAUGACAACGCCACCGGAAUAAACUGCACUGGAUGGACAGGAGAUCCAAAAUCGUCCAGCGAAAUCUAUUACAAGGAGGUCGUGCUGCAACAAACGGCCAGUAUAGCCGAGACGGGGGAGAUCAACUGGCAGGUGAUGUUGUGCAACCUUCUGGCUUGGCUCAUCGUCUUGAUUGUCUUAGCGAGAGGGAUCAAAUCGCUUGGAAAGGUAGUGUAUUUCACUGCCACCUUCCCCUACAUCCUCCUGACGGUCCUACUGAUUCGAGGAGCGAUGCUGGAUGGAGCUAUUGACGGAGUCACCUUCUACCUCACACCAAAAUGGGACAGACUUGCGGAUGCCACGGUAUGGAGCGACGCUGCUGUCCAGAUCUUCUUCUCGCUAAGCGCCUGCCAAGGCGGCCUUGUAGCCAUGUCAAGCUACAACAGAUUCUCCAACAAUGUUCUAAGAGAUUCCAUAAUGAUUCCGGUGAUAAACUGCCUGACGAGCUUCUAUGCUGGGUUCGUGGUGUUCUCGACGCUAGGCUACAUGGCCAACAUACGGGGUGUGCCUGUGGCCAAUGUCACGACUGGAGGAACCGGCUUGGCUUUCAUUGCCUAUCCCGAGGCUCUGUCCAACAUGCCCAUCACCCCCUUAUGGUCCAUACUGUUCUUCCUCAUGCUGUGCACCCUCGGUUUCAGUUCGCAAUUUUCAAUCGUUGAGACCAUCAUGACAGCCAUGAUCGAUGAGUUCCCACAAUAUAUAAGCACAACGAAGAGAAAACUGCUAUUCCGAUCCUGUGUCUGUUUGGGAGCAUUCUUACUGGGCUUGCCAAUCGUCACACAGAGUGGGCCCUACCUCCUGGAUCUCGUGGACUCCUAUAUCCUCGGCUUCCCGACUCUUUUCAUUGCAUUGUUCGAGUUGAUUGCCAUAUCCUACAUUUACGGUUACAGCAGCUUCGCCAAGGAUGUGGAGGCCAUGGUCGGGAGAAAGCCCUACAUUUACUUCACCGUGUGCUGGUUGGUUAUAUCGCCACUGCUCAUUCUGGGGGUGAUUGUUUUUAAAGGCAUCCAGUAUGAGCCUCUAACAGCUAAAGGAGAACCAGUAUUUGCGGAGGUGAUUGGCUGGUUCAUUGCCAUGUCUCCAGUAGCCAUCAUUGUCAUAGCAUUCCUGUGGUAUACAUGUCCAAGUGGCCUUUGGCAGAGGCUCCUGGAACUGAACAUGCAUACAGACGAAUGGAGACAGCGACGCAACUUGAGCACCUUCACACACCUUCACGUGCCGACAGCGGGAAGAACUAACCUUGGUUUUACGACUGAAUCUGAGCCGGCGAAUGGGAGAUACAGCAUGGAUGAAAAACCAUCACUAUCUAAAGAUGGCGGCACUGACUCAAACAUCGGUCACCAAGAUAGCGGUUAUGUCCCUUACUUCGUGGACCCAGACAAAUUCCUGGCGGGACAUGAGAGACAAAGUACUUACGAGGAAGAGUCAACCAAGUUUUAGACAUCAUAAGGUUGAUGUGAUUCUAUAUUGUCGCUUAACAGUAAACAGUUACAUGUGGGCUUGCUAUGCAGCUAUCAAAUGUCAUGUAAUAGGGUGUCUUUUCAAACAGUUAAACCUUUUUAGUGAAACUUAAAUACACAACGUUAUACAUUACCUCAUUAUUUUCCUGUAAUAAUAACAGUGGGGUGUAUGAUUACAUUUCGGAGCUUUGCCCUUAUAUUCAACAGUAAGUUUGUUAUAUUCAAUCUUUCGUAUGACCGAAAUGCAAGACAAAACGGCAUUUUGUCGCCCAGAUACCAGAGAUUAAAUUAAAGAGGAGCCCAACUCAAGUCUAGAAUAAUUGAGUACGUCUAGAUUGCCUCAGCUCCUGAAAUUAUGAAUUGAUCUCGAUUUCUUUUGGAAGUUAUAUAUUUUGCUUUGUAGGCAUGUAUUUUAAAGUAAGACAACGGUAUUUCUGGGACUAAAUGGCAGUCAAGCUCAAGGUUCAUCAUCAGAUAUAUUGGGAUCAACAAUGUACAGCGUCAUAUACACUACAUAAAACUAUAUUUAGAAUGUAUACUAUAGAAUGUAGGUGUUUGUGGUAUAUUUACACAAAGUACAUGGUCAUAAAGGGUUCAUUUAGAAUUGUAGAUGUAGAUCUGUAAAGCGGAUUCUGUCUUAAAUUAAACUAUAAGUAAUAAUAACAAAGCUUGUCCCACAUUCAUAGGAGUUCAUUGUACAAUUCUGGAGCAUGUGUUUAUAUAUCUGGUAAUUAAUCAAGUUGAUGCCUGAUUACAAAACAUUGAUGACUCACGUUCACAAAUGGCACACAUUACACAGGUAAAUGUCUCACGUUCACAAAUGGCACACAUUACACAGGGAAAUGUCUCACGUUCACAAAUGGCACACAUUACACAGGGAAAUGUCUCACGUUCAUAUAUAACACUAACUACACAGGUACAAUGUUUCACCUUCACACGUGACACUAAUUACACUGGUACAAUGUUUCACCUUCACACAUGACACUAAUUACACUGGUACAAUGUUUCACCUUCACACAUGACACUAAUUACACUGGUACAAUGUUUCACCUUCACACAUGACACUAAUUACACUGGUACAAUGUUUCACCUUCACACAUGACACUAAUUACACUGGUACAAUGUUUCACCUUCACACAUGACACUAAGUACACUGGUACAAUGUUUCACCUUCACACAUGACACUAAUUACACUGGUAGACUUAAGACUAGAGAAUGGCACCAGAUUGCGUCUACAUUCACAUUGACCCCUUAUUUCGUUAAUACAUGGCCUCUCCCUCUCAGUCUAUAUGUCAGCUUAACCUGAUGUACGGGUUGUAAUAUGGUACACACAAUAACAAGGCAAUGGUACCUCAAUGAAUGAACGAAAGAACAGUUCAGGACUUAAGUGAUAAUAGUAUUCAGGGGCAGUGGUGUAGCCUAGUGGUUAAAGCGUUUGCUCGUCACGCCGAAGACCCGGGUUCGAUUCCCCACGUGGGUACAAUGUGGGAAGCCCAUUUCUGGUGUUCCCCGCCGCUAUAUAACUGGAAUAUUGCUAAAGCGGCGUAAAACCUCACUCACUGAUAAUAGCAUUCAAAGUGAACAUCGGACGUUGGUAAUAAAUAUUUUUCUACACAGUACAAAAUAAAUAUUUCAUCCGACAAGGUUUUUUUCGAAACGUCUUUAUUGUAUGUUUCACUCAAUCUUUUCUGUACAAUAGUUCGAGUUAAUCAUCAGCUUGGAUGAAAAGAUACAUUGCUCUUUCUUGAUGGUGGCCUUGCAGUUGAACGGUUCUCUCGUCAGAAAACUACCUUGCUGACAGUUCACAAUAGAUCAAAACCUGAUCACAUGCAUAGCCUCGCGUGAUAUAUUCUCUAUGCUUGUGUCGGGGUUUGUUUGGGAGGGACUGGGAUAUUUUAUCAUAAUUGUUAUCCAUCAGUUAUUGUUGUGCCAUCCUUGCAACAGUUGUACUCGAAGGUCACACGUUAAUCAGCAUUUGGUUGUAACCGUCUCAUUGUUCAUUGUUUCAAUCCAUACACAGAUUUAUUGUACAUGUGAGAUUCAACAUAAGAAAGGUGAUAAAAAUGUUUUUCAAAGAA